This is a messenger RNA of Schistosoma bovis, 3391 nucleotides long. The record is from the annotation of a GenBank genome assembly. Lineage: Eukaryota; Metazoa; Platyhelminthes; Trematoda; Strigeidida; Schistosomatidae.
GAAUAAUAUAUUCCGCUCUAUUUGAUUAUUGACCUUAUGUUUGAUUUACAUAACUUACAAAGACAAGUCGGCAAGUUCUUGUGCGAUGUUAGCUUUUAAUGUGUAAAUCUUGUUAAAAAAUGAGUAUUUCAGCUAUGUCUGAGCCGUCCACCGUUAACGCUGGUAGAGGAGAUUUUCUUACUCAUUAAUAAGUAAGAUCUCUAUAAUUAUAGAGAUAACAACUUUUCAUGGUUCUUUGUCCAUCACAUAUGAAACACUUUGAAAUCUGUGGGUCCCCAUACAACUUUCGUGAUACGCUGUCAAUAUGCCAGGUUCAAUAUACCUGUGAUUGUUCUAAUUAGAUAUAGCAUUAUCGACACAUUGUAUACAGGGUGUUAUAGCCCGAGCUCCCAACUUUAAGGAAAUUUUGGGGAAGCUCUCGAAGUCAAAUGACAUUGACCAGGGUUAAAGGGGAAAUAUUGGGGAAUUUCCCCAAAAUAUGCCAAAUUUUCACCGAUAUUGGGAGCGCAGGAACUUGUUGUGCAAGUGGGAUAUCCGUUUACCAACCAAGUUACGUUUUCGCAGCUCAGUAGCCCUCUCUGUAAUAAUAUAUUGCCGUGAAACAGGGUCUUCUGAGGCAUCAGAUAUGCAUAGGCUACAGGAUUUUAAUCGCAGGUGUCUUCGGAGCACUGAUCACUUAUCAUAGGACAGUAGAGUAAGGUGUCUUGGUGCUAAAUACGGUGAACUAAGCAAACAAGGCGAGCCCGUUGAUAAGGCUGUGGGUCUUUGCAAACAGGUAAUUGGGAGGUAUCAUUCAUGACCAACCACUACGGGACUCGACGGUCAAUGUCGGUUGGAGUAGGAGUAAGUUGGAAUAAAGCCAAGAGCUUUCGAUUCAACUGUGGCACCUUUUCAUGAAGUCAAUAACUGUUAGUUGACUCAUAUCGACAAGUGAAGACUAACUGGUUGGCAUCCGUUCGAUAACUGUAACGCGUAAUUGGAGACGGGUCAAGGCUCGUAAUCAGUUGCAGUGCCUCCAGAUGUAUUCACUCCUUGUCUUACUCGAGAUAUUCAGUAUUUUUUUUAAAACAUACCUCCUAUAAUCUCGAGCCUUACCAGAGGCGCUAUCAGCCUAGUCCAUAAUAUAUUAUUCUUCAGUAAAGAAGAACUAGUUUCGUCAUUUUAAUGUUAACCUGCCAUCAUAUGAGUGUCAAUCAUAUUAACUGCUUAGAAGGUAAUAUACCAAAUAUCAAAUGAAUUGCAGAAGAUUUUAUACAUACAAACAUACUUUUUGUUCAGAUGCGUUCUGUAUCAUUCAAAAGGACUAUAGAUUGCGCGUGAUUUUUUUAGAAUUUUACUCUCUUAUUCCAUGAAACGGGCAAAACAAGAAAGAGAACUGACAGAUGAAGAGCGUAAUAUCGUGAUAUCAGUACGUCAUUGUGCGCGAGAAUUGGACGAUGUCUUACAGGGUGCACGUAGAAAAGCCCAGUCGAAUCCCAAAGUAUUUGCGGAGACAGGAAUUAGUGUCAUGUUUAGAGGUGUUGACUCUUAUGCGGAUAUGUAUGAAAAAUUGGGUGUGAAGUCAAGAGAUGGAUUAGAAAGAUUAUUUUCUAAAUUUUCUGACUGUGAAGAAAUUCAGGAUACUCAAGAUGCAAUCGAAGAAACUGAAGGAAACUGGAGAAAUUUUCUAGUUAAUCUUGAUAAGGAGGUUGCACAUGAUGAGCAUGAAAAUAGUAAAGUUAAUUCAGUAUCUAAACUCGAGAACCUUUCUGAUGUGGAAUGUGAUUAUUUAUUCUUACCAUCACUGCCACUUAUUGACUGGCAAACCAGCCGUGAGGUUAACUUGCAAGAUUAUGUCCAAAAAUACAUGUGCCUUGUAGUCAUCUGUCAGCCUGCAUACUGGCCAGAUACUGCUGUUCGUUGGCGCUAUUCAGAGGUAUCAAAAGCCCAGUGUGAUCUAUCCCAGUUCAACGUUGGAUACGCAGUUGUUACAUGGGGCCCAGCAGAUGAAGUGCGGAGUUGGUGUAAACAAGUUAAUCGAAUUACAAAAUGGCCGGUUUUAUGGGAUAAAUCAGGCGAUUUUCGAGCUAAAAUUGGAUUUAAAUCAGGUUUACAACGUGUAUGGGCCGCUGAAAAUCUGGAUUUCCUUGGUUGUCAACGUUCAAUGCAUCAUCGUCCGAUAAAUUCACCGCCAACUAAUCUCAACUGGUCAGAAUGGAAACAAAUCGGUGGCGAAUUAGUUUUAUCUCAGCCUGUCUUAUGGAACCCACAAAAGACAAUGAAAUCUAACAUAUAUGUAGCAACGCAAACAGGUGUAAAACAUAAGCGCAAUACUCAUGAAAGUGAUGAAGAAGAUAGAUCCAAUGAAGAAGACUUGCACUCAGAAUCACUUAAAGUAUCAAUUAGAGAGGCCCUUCGUGAUAAAGAAGCGAUGAGUUCAAAACAGGUCAAAGUUUGUGCAUUGCACCUAAGUACUCGUAUUUCGGAUCUCAUGCCAUCAGGUUCGAUAUAUCAAGCUGCUUUAACGUGUUAUGCUCGUACACACAAUACUACAGAAAGCGAUGUCAUGGAUAAAAUUAGGAGAGAUCGCAGGUUUUGUACACCACCUGAAUCAGCUCGAUUACAGUACGAAGCAACUACCGGUUUAUAUUAUGACCCAGAAACUGCUUUAUAUUAUGACCCACUAAGAGGUUAUUUCUAUGAUUCAACGAAUCAAAUGUACUACUAUUGGUCUCAAUCUGAAGGACGAUAUAUCUUAGCCAAUACUUUGAUUCAAGCUGAACUUGCUGCUGCGCAUGUAGCUCAAGCAGUAGCAGCCCAAGCUGCCGCAGACAAAGCUAUGGCUGAGCGAGAAGCUGCUAAGAAGGCGGCCAUGUGUGUAGCCGCGCAAUUGGCGGAGAUACGUGCGGGUAAAGACGAUUAUGCUGCUUAUGCGUAUGCAACAUGUGUAUUACCUCAACAAGAACCAAGCGACCCAGAUUACAAAGAAAUUUCUACAGACAGUGGUAGAUUUUGUAUCGCUUAUCAAAAUACAACAGCCGCUGCAAAUAAUAUAGAAGCAUCACUAAAAGCAUGGAACACAGGCAAUACUAACAGUGGUACUGAGAUUUUGUCGUCUAAACCUCUUGUUCCUUAUACAGAUGACAAUACAGAAACUGAUCAUCGUAGUUCAACACCGCCACCCCCAGGGUUGUAAAUAAUAAAACUGUAAAGAACACAACAAACCCCCAUCUCAUUACUUUAGUCACAUUGCUCCACUCACUAUGUAUUUGGCACUUUUGCGUACUAUAAGCUGUGCAGCGUAUUUAAUUUGGUGUUUGUACAGCGAUUUUCUGGGUUUAAUUAACUUGUAACAUUUUACUAUUUCUGUAAAGCAUAAACUAUUCUAGUACAAAAAAGAAUGAAGUUGGUG